AUGGCACACCGAAAGACUGAUGUCGACUUUGAUGAUGAAGACCAGUACGUUGAUGACGGUCCUGCUGAUCCUUCUGUGUCUGAACUAGACGCACUUCUUAGUUCAAAGACGACCGAUGUUCGCAACUUGCUUUCUCGUGGAAAUGUUGCUGCUGCUCUUCAGACUGCUUUGAGUAAUCCUCCCACUGGAAAGAGCAAAGAUGUUGAUCCACUCAAGGAACGAGCAACACAACUGGUCGUUGAGACUCUAGCUACUGUUAGACCCACAGACAUUCCUGCUGUUGUUAAAGAACUUCAACCUGCACAUAUUGAUGUGCUGAUGAAGUACUUGUAUCGUGGCAUGGCUUCGCCUGAUUUGUUCAACUCGGCAUUGCUGCUUUCAUGGCAUGAAAAGGCAUACGAAGUUGGCGGACUUGGUUCAAUCGUACGUGUCUUGUCCGAUGGGCGAUCCGUAUAA
This is a messenger RNA of Batrachochytrium dendrobatidis JAM81, 456 nucleotides long. RefSeq lists its product as uncharacterized. NCBI's taxonomy places the organism in Eukaryota, Fungi, Chytridiomycota, Chytridiomycetes, Rhizophydiales. Bases 1 to 456 code for a protein of 151 amino acids. Gene Ontology annotation, biological process: Arp2/3 complex-mediated actin nucleation; regulation of actin filament polymerization. Gene Ontology annotation, cellular component: cytoplasm; actin cytoskeleton; Arp2/3 protein complex. The transcript has 4 exons. Gene Ontology annotation, molecular function: actin filament binding. The record is from RefSeq and is a predicted model, not a curated record.